Molecule: messenger RNA, 1092 nt
Organism: Sphaerodactylus townsendi
Lineage: Eukaryota; Metazoa; Chordata; Lepidosauria; Squamata; Sphaerodactylidae
Product: glutamate receptor ionotropic, delta-1-like
Exons: 4
Coding region: 421-1092 (223 amino acids)
Source: RefSeq, a predicted model, not a curated record
CACACGCGCGCCCAGGCGCACACGGAGCGCUCUCCGGAGCUGAAGUCUGGCGCUGGCUGCUGCUGCCGUCGCCUUCCCCAGCAAGGCAGGGAUCUACUCUGGGCUCGGCGUCCAGCGGGGACCCUCCGGCGGAUUGGAUCGGGUCCGUUUGCCCCCCGGCUGCUGGGUUGACCCCCCCUCCCCUGGAGCUCCCCCUUGCCCCUCCACGUCUCCAGCUGUUGGGAAAUUACUUCGCUUUUUGGGGGGGAGAGACCGUGGGCUUCGUUUCUCUCUCGCCUUUCUAUCCAUCUCUGGCUUGGCUGGCGGCGGGGCGAGGCAGGAGACCUGGAGGUUCCGCCGCCUCCCUCGGCCCCCUUCCUCCGGCUCCGUGGCUCCCCACCCAAAAAAACCCGGGCUGAUGCGCUGCGCGAAAGGCUGGACAUGGAAGUGUUGAGGCUUUGCUUCCUCCCGUGGAUAUUUCAGUGCGUUUCGGUGCGAGCGGACUCCAUCAUCCACAUCGGGGCCAUCUUCGAAGGCAACUCGGCCAAGGACGACGAGAUCUUCAAGCAGGCGGUGGCCGACCUGAGCCUCAACGAUGACAUUUUGCAGAGCGAGAAGAUCACCUACACCAUCAAGCUCAUAGAGGCCAACAACCCUUUCCACGCCGUGCAGGAAGCCUGUGACUUGAUGACCCUGGGGAUAUUAGCCUUAGUGACCUCCACUGGAUGUGCCUCCGCCAACGCCCUGCAGUCCUUGACAGAUGCCAUGCACAUCCCUCACCUCUUUGUCCAGCGCAACACGGGAGGAUCUCCACGGACAGCUUGCCAUCUCAACCCUAGCCUGGAGGAAGAGGAAUACACGCUAGCGGCCAGACCGCCGGUUCGCCUCAACGAUGUGAUGCUGAAGCUGGUCACCGAACUGCGAUGGCAGAAAUUCAUCGUCUUCUAUGACAGCGAUUACGUCUGGGGGGUCUACGGAAGAUGGUCAUUUGGUUUCUGCCAGAGCUUUGAGACGGUGCUUUUGGGGUUCUUUGUGUUGCCACUGAGGGAGAUGUUUCAAGUGGGCCCACUGUCUCCGCUUUUCUUUGCACAAAAGGUUUGCUGCGAGAACUAA